UAUAUAAGGACAUCAUGAAUAAGUCUUAUUCCGUCACAGACUGGGCAUUACAUGAUGGAAAUACGGAGGCAAAUGCUGGGGCGGAUCCUGCAGGAAUGUUUUACUUACAGGAUGAAGACAACGAUUCAAAUAUCGAGACAGAACAAAAGGCAGCUUACGAGAAUCGCUCAUCGGCAGAGGACGAAGAACCAAAAAUAAAACAAGGGGAGGAGAGCGAAAGCAGAUUAUUUGCUAAAGUUGAUGAUCAAAUAGAAGAAGAUGAAGAAAAGAAGGAAAAUAUAGAACUACCAGCUGUAAUACACGCUAAAUCGCCAUCACCCUUACCGGAGGAUAUUGGUAAUCCUGUGGAAUGUGUGAAAAGGACUCUAAAGAUCAUAGACUCGCUCUCAUAAACACACUCAAAGGAUCUAAUCUUGCUCUCAUGAUGAACACACUCUAGGGAUCAUAGACUCACUCAUUGUUUUUGUGGUGUGAAGCUAGCCAUGAAUUCAUGCAUGUCUCAAAAUGUUAAAAUUUCAAAAUUUAAAUCAUGUUAACUUCUUCAACCAUGAAAUCAAAUGAUUUUUCAGUAAAAAUUUUCCCCUCUUAAUCAAGGUCAUUGUGGAUCUUAAAAUGGGAAAAUUUAAAACCUCUUAUUUCAAGAAAAAGAGAGAAACUAAUAUACUUCAAUUACAAUCUAAUGAUA
Messenger RNA from Saccostrea echinata, 685 nucleotides. RefSeq lists its product as uncharacterized. The transcript has 3 exons. The coding region runs from base 15 to 392 and encodes 125 amino acids. The record is from RefSeq and is a predicted model, not a curated record. Lineage: Eukaryota; Metazoa; Mollusca; Bivalvia; Ostreida; Ostreidae.